This is a messenger RNA of Owenia fusiformis, 1180 nucleotides long. NCBI's taxonomy places the organism in Eukaryota, Metazoa, Annelida, Polychaeta, Sabellida, Oweniidae. The record is from the annotation of a GenBank genome assembly.
CACUUCCGGAAAAAUGGAAAGUCCCUUGAAUUUGGCUCAUUUAGAAAGACGUAAAGCUGAAUCCAACAUCAACAAGGGAAGAUAUGAUCUUGCAAUAGCCUGUCACAAGAAGGCAGCAGAGUUUUUAGAGCUAGCGUUGAAGACAACAUCAGAUAAUAAAGCCAGAGAGUCAAUAGAACUCCAGUGUGAUCAUCAUUGUCGCCAACAACAAUUACUUCGCGAUAAAUCAAAUAGACUCAAAAUGGCUGAAAGAUUGAACCAAAUGAAGAGAAAUGCAAGCGAUAAUACAAUACACCCAAAAGACAGUGUAGAUGAGUCAAAUGAUGAAACAGAUGGUGUAACAUAUAAUCAAUAUAUUUAUAAGGAUCUCGAGGAGACAGAUUCCUUAUUGCAAUUUUUGCAAACACGUGCCUUGGCGCAAGCUCAGGGAGAUCGCUUACCAUCAAUUGAAACACAUACCAAAAGAACAAAAGAUGAAAUCAUUCAGUCGGCUGUUAAAUCACCAAAAACUGAAAGUGAAAUAAUCGAGGAGCUGCAUAUAAAUAAUCAAUCCUUAAGGGGUCAGGUCUUGGAACUUUUAAAAGAGCUUGAAGAGAAGGACAAAGAAGUGACACGUUUACAAAAUGAGAAUUCUGCACUGAGGAAAAGGACCAAUGACAAAGAGGAUAAAGAUUCUGACUCUGAAAAAGAAAAUUUUUAUUCCAUGCCGCUCAAUUUGGACGAUUUACCCUCCCUCCCUGAGUUACCACCAUUAGAGAUGCCAACUUUUGAUUUUGAUACAGUCAGUGCAUCACCAUAGCCCCUUAGGCGCAUUAAUUUCAAAAAUGCUUGUUUCCUUAAAGCCAAGAGACAUUUCCAAUUACAACAGGUACACAUCUAGAUUAUACUAUGAGCUAACAGCUCACAGCAAGGAGCGGUACAAUACCCGGGAAUUUUUCGAUCAGUUCAUUUCUAUUAUAGUACGCCCUCUUUAGGCAGUGAGUGCUUUGCUUACCAGUAUAAUAAAAAUUGGAUUAUAACAUUUAUGUGUGCGCGCGCAGCUCAUCCACUGAACGAAAAGAAACUUCCCGCUGAAAUUACCGGGUAUUGAUUUUUCCCUUGCUCACAGUAUAAUCAUGGCAUGUAUUUUACCUACACUCAUAUAUUACCAUGUACAAAUCCACUGGGGGAAUUCUAAAAA